This is a messenger RNA of Oryzias melastigma (Indian medaka), 981 nucleotides long. RefSeq names its product ubiquitin-conjugating enzyme E2 E1. Gene Ontology annotation, biological process: protein polyubiquitination. Lineage: Eukaryota; Metazoa; Chordata; Actinopteri; Beloniformes; Adrianichthyidae. Gene Ontology annotation, molecular function: ubiquitin conjugating enzyme activity. The transcript has 6 exons. The coding region runs from base 233 to 817 and encodes 194 amino acids. The record is from RefSeq and is a predicted model, not a curated record. Gene Ontology annotation, cellular component: nucleus.
AUGGUUCCUAGCCGUAGUCGUACGCAGUGACUGCCGCGUUCCUGGAUUUAUCUCGUUACAAUUCGAAGUUCGACAGAAAUAACACAUUUAUUUGUUGACAAAAGAUCAUUUAAACGGUUGUUGGUCAGAAAUCCUCCCCGAACUCGUUGGGCCUGACUCGGAUGGAGUUAAGUGAGGUGGUGGUUGUGGGGGGGGCGUUAGCAGGUUCCGACUCUUCUCCUUCAACAGCGGAAUGUCGGAUGAGGAUUCCCGUGCCAGCACCAGCUCUUCUUCAUCACCACCUUCAUCGAGCCAAACCCGACAGAAAGACGCGACUUGCAAGAAGAAACGGGAGAGCAAAGUCAGCAUGAGCAAAACCUCCAAGCUGCUUUCCACCAGUGCCAAAAGGAUUCAGAAAGAGCUGGCAGACAUCACUCUGGACCCCCCGCCAAACUGCAGCGCCGGCCCGAAAGGAGACAACAUCUAUGAGUGGAGAUCCACCAUCCUGGGACCGCCGGGCUCCGUCUACGAGGGAGGAGUCUUCUUCCUGGACAUCGCCUUCACACCAGACUACCCCUUCAAACCCCCCAAGGUCACAUUCCGCACCAGGAUCUAUCACUGCAACAUCAACAGUCAGGGGGUGAUCUGCCUGGACAUCCUGAAGGACAACUGGAGCCCCGCCCUCACCAUCUCCAAGGUGCUGCUGUCCAUCUGCUCCCUGCUCACAGACUGCAACCCAGCUGAUCCGCUGGUGGGAAGCAUCGCCACCCAGUACACGACCAACAGAGCAGAACACGACCGAACAGCCAAACAGUGGACGAAGAGAUACGCCACAUAAGCCCACGGGACGGCAGCGGGAGGGGGGGUCCGGUUGUGUCGCAGAUUUUUAGAAUUUUGUCUGUUUUUUUGUUUUGUUGGAUUCUUUUUUUUUUUUUUUUUUUGCUUCCUUAUUAAGUUAAAUCAACAAAUACGGUAAUAAAGGAACAACAUGCAAACCCUGUC